AUUUGUCUUACUGGCUGAAAGGCAGCCAGAAUCAGAGAACAGCCUUUAUAACUGCUUCGUAGCCUCGCACACGGAGGUCACUAACUUGGCAUGUUCACUACAAUACGGACGCAUCGUGUCCGGGCGCUUCUCCAAUUCGAUACUUCGCACACUAAACCCAACACCUGUCGCUAGACAUGGCCAACGCGCUGACUCAAGAACACAUCGCCCUCAUAACAUGGCACUCCCUAGUCUCCCGCAGCAUAAAAGCCUGGGACUCUCUCCACCUGUCCGCCCUCGCCACCAAACCCCAGCCCGCCGCAAUCCUCCAAAUGUGCACCACCCUCGACGACUUCCUAGACCAGUCUUCCGGCGUUGGGUUACACUUCUGGUUCGUGCAGCUUCGCUCCGCCUUCCUCAGACAAUCCAAAAUCCCAAAAUGGAGCCGCGACCGGUUGAACGAAUACGUCCUUCUCCCCGCCUCUCCUGGCUUCGUCAGCAGACAAGACGUCUUCUUCGCAAGCCAUUACUGGACCCGGCCAGACGAUCCAGACCCCGACAGAACGUACCUACAGUUCGUCCAGCACGAGCUCGCGCAGCAGCAAUGGUCGUACAUCUGGGUGGACUGGACGUGUGCGCCGCAGGCACCGCGCACACCCAGCGAGGAAAAGUACUUUGGAAAAGCGUUGGGGAUGAUGAGCGGGUUGAUACGCAAUUGCGGGUUCAUGUAUUAUUACGAGGGUUGGCGGCCGCGGCUGUGGGUGCUGUAUGAGAUUGCCGAGUACCUCUUGACCGCGACCGACAGCUACGGUGCAGAGACGGAGGAUAUCCAGGUGUUCGCGCAGCAUGUGUGCGAGAUGAAAGAGGGCAGUGUCAAAGACCUGAUUGAGAAGUACGGCUACGCAUGCGAGGUUCCGGGAGAUAGGGUGUUUCUGCUGGCGUGGCUCGAGUUCCUCGUCCUCCUGCACAAGCUGCGCCUCGGCCUCGUAAAGAUCCGCUCGAUCAUGGACCUUUUGACAUGGCAGCCCACCGUCGAGGCCCACAAAUUCGCGAUGCCGGGGGGUUGGCUUGAGCUGAGAAAGUUCGAGGGUGUGUUGGUGUAUCGCGGGCACGAGUACUGCUUCACGCCGUUUCCGCAUUGGGGUAUGCAUCGACCUUUGAGAAAGUAUCCACAGGGUGUAGAGUGAGGGAAACGCUCUGAGAGCAGGACAUCGUAGGAGGCGGGGAAGGUUGCAUUUUUAGAAGAAAUGGCGCAAAUGCAAGACAUGCAUUAGAUCUGGAUAGUGCGCUUGCCAGCGCAUCACGGUAUGGUACGGGAAGAACUGAACGUUGUUACGCAAGCCCGAUCUAC
This is a messenger RNA of Paraphaeosphaeria sporulosa, 1330 nucleotides long. RefSeq lists its product as uncharacterized. The coding region runs from base 177 to 1166 and encodes 329 amino acids. The transcript has 2 exons. The record is from RefSeq and is a predicted model, not a curated record. Lineage: Eukaryota; Fungi; Ascomycota; Dothideomycetes; Pleosporales; Didymosphaeriaceae.